CAUGAAUAUGCCUCUAUCAACCGAGCUGUGCCGCAGAUGCCGACAGGGAUGGAAAAGGAGGAGGAAUCGAACAGUAAGAAAUGGUCUCACGUUUAAUAAAUUGAGAAUGCAUCUUUUCAAAGAGAAAAGGACGAACCUUGGGACAAUUUCCACUGAGUCCUGGUCAUUCUUGAUCCAGCUAACAAGGGAAGUGUUUAUAUUCUCUUUAUGCAUCCUGGGAGUUCUUGAAUGUUGAUCUGUGGUUACUUUUUACAUUCUUGCUGAAACUAUUCAGCUCAGUGUCAUGUUAAAUGCCAGUGUGGGUGUUUUUAUAUUGAAUAAUAAAUAGCUUGGUAGACACACAUGAAUCAGGCACUCUUCCUUGGCUAGCACAGGAUCGGAGGACCCUGUUUGGUCACAGUUCCCACUUCAGGUGAAACAUCCGUACUGCAUUUUGUGCAUCAUGCUUGAUAAUUCGCUAACUGUCAUAUGACGUGCUAAAUAUUUUUCUCAAAUAAAAUUACUGUACAGAUGAAGAAUCUGAAAGGUUUGUUGAUUGGGUCCUCGUGUCUCGGGAUGAGUAGAACAGUCUGAGUAUUUGGGCCUGAAACCUGGACUAAGAUCCACUGAUGCAUUUUUAUCAUGUGUGUAUGUUUACUGCCCGUAUAGACCUUGCAUGUGAACACACAGGCUAGAACUUGUCUUCGAUCCUGCUGAUAUCACCGUUUGUUUUACAGAAACUGGUAACAGAUGCUUGCAGAGAGUCCCCUUCUGUCAUUGGUAUAUUGUCAAGAGGUGGGAUCGUUGGGUCUUGCCAGUUGAAUUUACGGAUGAGAGCACCAUCUCCAGCGGGCCAUCUCGGCACAGCAGGUGUACGGGGAGAAGAGGGACAACAUGGUGAUUCCCGUGCCCGAAGCAGAGAGCAACAUCUCGUACUACGAAUCGCUGUACCCUGGCGAAUUCAAGAUGCCAAAGCAGCUCAUUCACAUACAGCCUUUCAGUCUGGAUGCAGAGCAGCCGGAUUAUGACCUGGACUCUGAGGAUGAGGCGUUUGUGAACAGGCUGAAGAAAAAAAUGGAAGUGGGGGUACUGCAGUUCGAGCAAAUGAUUGACCGGCUGGAGAAAGGCAGUGGCCAGCAGCUGGUGACUUUGCAGGAAGCGAAGCUCUUGCUUAAGGAGGAUGAUGAGUUGAUCAGGGAGGUGUUCGAAUACUGGAGCAGAAAGAGGAAAUCGUGUAAAACUGGAUCACUCGCGCCAGUAGUCAAGCAGGAGAAGAGGGAUUGCUCCAGCACCAGUGACCCCUAUGUGGCCUUUAGGCGCAGGACUGAGAAAAUGCAGACGAGGAAGAACCGUAAGAAUGACGAAGCAUCAUACGAGAAGAUGCUGAAACUGAGGAGAGACCUGAGUAGAGCAGUCACCAUUCUGGAGAUGAUCAAGAAACGUGAGAAGAGCAAGAGAGAGCUGCUGCACCUCACACUGGAGAUUGUGGAGAAGAGGAACAGCAUGCCUGACUUUGGUGCUGAUGUUAUGGCAGAGGCACUGGCCAUGGCCAAGCCCAUUUACAAGAUUCCCAUCAUUCCCCUACCCAGCAGCAGCCAGUACCGCCACCAGGACCAUGUUGAGCUCAAGGACUACAGGGCUAAGCCUGAGAAGGCUGAGGUGGUCCGAACAAAGAGGAAGUAUGAGAAGAAGCCCAAGAUCCAGCCAUUCUCCACUCCCCAACAGUCUGGUUCCCACCUGUUCAACCUCAAAGACCUCAACCAAUACGACUUUCCCAGCUCAGAUGAAGAUCCUUUCUCACAGAUGCAUUCUGGGUCAUCGGAGGCCGAGGAAGAGAAUGACCCUGAUGGAGCUUUUGCUUUCAGACGGAAAGCAGGCUGUGUUUAUCACUCUGCUCGUUUGGAUCAGAGGGGAGGCUGGCCAUGGUCUAAUGAGGCUGAGGGUGGAUCAUGUGAUCCGCGAUUCCGGUAUUCUGUCACCAGCCUUUCAGCACCACGCCGCUGUCUGGGGUUGGCACGACGUCGUGUGGGACGAGGUGGCAGAGUGCUCCUGGACCGGGCCCACUCGGAUCUAGACAGCGUUUUCCACAGUCUAGAUUUCUCCACAGAAGGAGAUUUGGCUCCUCCAUCUCCUCCUCUCCCAGAGAACUCCUCCUAUAGCAGUACCUCCUUCCCCACCUCGUCAUCACAGACUUCUACUUCCUCACCUGACCUGAGGCAAAUCCUACAAAACAUUAAGACCUGCCGCUGGAGACACUUUAAACCACGGACACUAAAAAAACAAUCGGACACGAGGGGUAGCUUGUCCCAGUUUGGUCUAAGAGGCUUCAGUCGCUCCUUAACCACAGCGUUAGGAUCGGGCAUUAACACACACAGAGGAGCUGCUACCUUAAGUUCUUCACUGGUGUUCACAGUAGAACAGUUCCAAGAGCACCAGGAACAGCUGGCUCUCAUGCAGAAACAACAGCUGGAGCAGAUCCAACAGCAAGCCAGUGAUGUAUCCAACAAUGCACAGACUCAAGUUUCUGUGUCAAAGACGCUGGAUUCAGCCAGUGCCCAGUUCGCAGCCUCUGCUCUGGUCACCUCUGAUCAGCUGUUGACCUUAAAAGUCAAAGAGGAUGGCAUUGUAGGAAGUGGAGUCAAUGGCAUCCUCCAGGCCUCAGGAGUUUACAAGGGCUUACAACACUCUUCUACAUCUGCUUCAGUGCUUACAAGCCCAUCAUCAGUGACUAUGACCUCUGCUCCCGCUAGCUUACCUGCUUCUAACAGUACAAACUCCAGCACCACUUCUAUCCACAAUACACACAAUCCACUCAGUAGUCAUGGGAACAGUACUGCCAACUCCGCCCCUCAGCUUCUGAUCGGCAACAAUCUGUGUCUGAGUGUCGCUACGCCCCAGAUCGCCAGCCUCAACUCUCGUCAUCUGCCCAGAAGUCUUGGUGGCGUGCCGCCUGCUGCCUUAAAACUUGCAGCCGCUGCUAGCAAUUGUCAACUUCCCAAAGUCACCACUGGGGAGAAUCAUGAGCAAGAAAAGCAGUCCCUCAACAGUAUAGCGGAAAACACGGUUGCUAUGGAGGUGACGUAGUAACCAUUGCUUGGGCGAUCUUUUCUCUGCCCGCUACGUUCUUUUGGUGCUGUGCACCAAUCACGUUUGAGAAUGCAAAGAGACAACUGGUUUCCACAGCAACUGUCAGACCUUGACAGCAAAUCUCAUCUUUUUUCCCCUUUUUAAUAUAUAUUCAUUGUUAGAGAAAAUUCAUAUGUAAAUUAUGAAUAUGGCAAAUAUUCAAUGUACAGUAACUGCAUAUUUGUAUAAAAAAAAUCCCUCCUCCACCCCACCAAAAUCUUGUAUAUACGUUACUUGAAUCCAGAUUUGUUCAUUUGUGAUGUUUUGCACUUGGGAAAUAAGGAAUUAAAAAAAAAAUUAUAUAAAUAAGCAGAAGGGGAGGAAAAAUGAUGCUGAGUGUGAGAGCGUGAGGUGUGUUCCGGGCGAGAGUCCUGAGUCAUUGCAUUGUGCAUGGUGAGGAAAUCUGCUGUUUUUACCUAUUUAUUGUGCUGUGUUUACACUUCUUUUUCCAUGAACACUGUACCGUCAUUUGUUCCUGUGUUGUAGGUGUUUGGGUAGCUACAGUUGUGUGGUUUUGUUUUUUGAUGAAUUCUUGCAAAUCAUGAGUGCAACUUUUUUUUCUUUUUCUUUUUUUUUUUAAAUGCAUCCUGUUUUGUCUUUUUGUUUAUUCCCCUUUAUUUGUGCUCAGUUUCCUGUUGGUUUUGUUGAGAACAGGUUUUGUGGGUUUGUCACUCAGAGGGUUUGGGAAUGUUGGCUGGGGUGGUGUGUAGGAAUCUUCCAUUUAACUAAUCAUCCAAAAACCGUUGAUGGACAGGUCAUGAAGUCUUCAUGUGGAAGCGUCUAUGGCUUCCAUCUCAACUAAGCACUGUUUUUGAUUUUACUUUAUUUUUUAUUUGUUCACUUAAGUAAUGAUUAUUGCUGCUUUUGUAUAAUUUCAGUUCUUUUUUUCAUACUCAAAUAGCUUCCCCACCUCCCAUAAGUUUCUUUGUAUAAGAGACGAUUAUUUUUGUAUCUUUUUUUUUUGUGUGUUUUUUGUCUUUUGUUUGUUUCUGUUCUUGUGGUGAAGCAACUUUGUGCUUCAUGUGGUGGAAGACUUUGUCCUUGUCAGUACCGGUGUCGUUAUUUCAGCUGAACGACACAUGAGAUAUAGGAGCAGGCAAAGUCAUCCAGCUCCAAUCUCCAACAGACUCCAGACUCUUUCAUUUCCUAAAACCACAAGUUGAAAAGGUGUGCCUUCCUUUGGGAAUAUGCUUCUUCAUCUCUUCCAUGAAGAGGAUGGCUCUCGGGCACGGCUGCAGUUCUGUAGUCCUGUGUUGUCCAGAGCCCGGAUCUCAAUACUCAAUCCACUGGCUGAACUGAACCACCAUCGAGUCCAACCUGGUGGCUGACAGAAUUAAACUAUUGAGAGAGGAAAAAAAAAACAUAUUGAAAAUCAAGAGGGGAAAAGAUGAGACCAUUCACACAGAAAUCUGAUAAUAAAGCCCAGGUUAUUAUAUGUGA
This is a messenger RNA of Neoarius graeffei (lesser salmon catfish), 4545 nucleotides long. RefSeq names its product enhancer of polycomb homolog 1 (Drosophila) a (gene epc1a). NCBI's taxonomy places the organism in Eukaryota, Metazoa, Chordata, Actinopteri, Siluriformes, Ariidae. Gene Ontology annotation, biological process: regulation of transcription by RNA polymerase II. The record is from RefSeq and is a predicted model, not a curated record. The coding region runs from base 874 to 3063 and encodes 729 amino acids. Gene Ontology annotation, cellular component: piccolo histone acetyltransferase complex. The transcript has 15 exons.